AUGCAUAGGCCGAUCAACAAUGGCAUAGGCGGUGCGCACGCGGCCUGCGCCUCGUGCAAGCACCAAAGGAAGAAGUGCGACGACAAGUGCGUGCUGUCUCCGUACUUCCCCGCGGAGAAAUCCGCGGAAUUCCAAGCCGUGCACAAGGUCUUCGGCGUCAGCAACGUGACCAAGAUGGUUCUUGGCGUGUGCGAGGAGGACCGGCGGCGGCUCGCCGACUCGCUCGUCUGGGAGGCCAGGCUCCGGCAGCAGGACCCAGUCCACGGCGCGUUCGGGGAGUACCAAAGGAUACAAAACGAGCUCCAAUACUACAAGAGCUUGUGCCAGAAGCAAGUGAUCCAAUCGCAACACUUGCAAGGGGAGCUAAGCAAGAGAAGCCAUGGCACAGCGCGAAGCUUUGGUGGGUGGAACAACAAGUGCACGAAUGCGAUGGCAUGCGACCCCAGGACGAGCAUGAAUACCGUGGCGAGUUUCGGAGGAGGAGGAGGGGUUGUUCAUGGUACGGCCAUGAAUAAUACUUACACGCGUGACAGUGGGAGUUGCAUAAUCGAUUCGAUUCCAUAUCAAGGGCAAAGUUCAGAAGAUUUGAAUCAAGAAAGAGAGAUUGCUUCUGGUGUCCCACUCCAACAACAUGGUAUUAAUGGGUUUAAUCAGCUCUACUUCAUGUCAGGUAAUUUACCCCAUUCAAGUUUUCUAUUCGAUUCACCGUCAGUCUCAACAGCCGUACAUAGGGAGAACCUGGAUCAGAAACUUGAUGAUAACAUCCAUGGAUGGACGAUGGAGCUCCCAAGAGUCUCACCUUUGUUGUUGUCUAGGGUUGUCGGAGCUGCUGAUGAUAUGGUAUGGCAAAUCACCAGGCCAUAUGCAUCGAAUUACGGCUGA
Molecule: messenger RNA, 882 nt
Organism: Syzygium oleosum
Lineage: Eukaryota; Viridiplantae; Streptophyta; Magnoliopsida; Myrtales; Myrtaceae
Product: LOB domain-containing protein 17
Exons: 3
Coding region: 1-882 (293 amino acids)
Source: RefSeq, a predicted model, not a curated record